Molecule: messenger RNA, 1764 nt
Organism: Daucus carota subsp. sativus
Lineage: Eukaryota; Viridiplantae; Streptophyta; Magnoliopsida; Apiales; Apiaceae
Product: ultraviolet-B receptor UVR8
Exons: 12
Coding region: 154-1488 (444 amino acids)
Source: RefSeq, a predicted model, not a curated record
GUUUCUAAGUUAACCCAUGUGCCAUCUCUGUCAGUACUAUAAAUGAAUGUCUAAGUCCAGGGUCCAGAUACUCAGAACAGAACAACUGGGAAAAUUCAAUUUUUUCCAAUCAGUUCUUGGGUUUUGAUCAGAGAGUAGUGACUUGGGAGAAAUAUGGAAGGAGAGGGUGAAAUUAGCUGCAUACAAGGAAAUGUCUGUCAUAGAGUUGUUCUGAUUUCUGCUGGUGCUAGUCAUUCUGUUGCUCUCCUUGCUGGAAAUGUUGUAUGCUCUUGGGGACGAGGAGAGGACGGACAACUGGGGCAUGGGGAUGCUGAAGAUCGAAUUUCUCCUACUCGAUUGAGCACCUUAGAUGGUCAGGAAAUAGUAUCUGUGAGCUGUGGAGCAGAUCACUCAACUGCUUAUUCCGAGUUGAGUAGGCAAGUGUACAGUUGGGGAUGGGGUGAUUUUGGGAGACUAGGUCAUGGAAACUCUAGUGAUGUUUUUAUUCCUCAACCGAUAAAAGCAUUAUAUGGUAUGCGCAUAAAACAAAUUGCUUGCGGAGACAGCCAUUGUUUGGCUGUGUCCAUGGAAGGCGAGGUGCAUAGCUGGGGACGAAAUCAAAAUGGUCAGUUAGGUCUAGGCACCAUAGAGGAUUCUCUUGUGCCCCAAAAAGUUCAAGCUUUCCAGGGCAUAGCUGUCAGAAUGGUUGCUGCUGGUGCUGAACAUACAGUCGCUAUCACGGAAGAUGGAGACCUUUAUGGCUGGGGAUGGGGACGUUAUGGAAAUUUGGGGUUGGGUGACCGAAACGAUCGUUUAGUUCCGGAGAAAGUUUCAAAUGUUGACGAUGAGGAGAUGGUUCUGAUUGCCUGUGGAUGGCGGCAUACAAUAUCUGUCUCCUCUUCUGGUGGUUUAUACACUUAUGGAUGGAGCAAAUAUGGGCAACUAGGACAUGGGGAUUUUGAAGACCAUCUCAUCCCUCAUAAGCUUCACGCCUUGCAGGGAGAAGUUGUUUCCCAGAUAUCAGGUGGUUGGAGACACACAAUGGCACUGACAUCUAAUGGAAAACUCUAUGGUUGGGGAUGGAAUAAGUUCGGACAAGUUGGGGUUGGUGAUAAUCUGGAUCAUUGCUUUCCGAUGCCUGUAAAUUUUCCACAUGAGGAGAAAGUAGUUCAGAUCUCAUGUGGGUGGAGGCACACUCUUGCUGUCACUGAAAAACAGAACAUAUAUUCAUGGGGAAGAGGAACAAAUGGACAGCUGGGACACCAGGAGUCUAUAGACAGAAACAUUCCAAAGAUCAUAGAGGCGUUAAGCGUAGAUGGGUUGAACGGACAACUGAUCGAAUCCUCAAACAUUGAUCCAUUAAUAGGGAAAAUUUCAGUCUUGCCAUCAACUAGAUAUGCAGUUGUUCCAGAUGAUAAGAAAGUUCAUGGACAAACAGUUUCGUUAGUAGAGAGCAUUACAAGUGAUGUAAGUGUCCCAGAAGGUGAUGUGAAAAGGAUUCGUUUAUGAAGUUCUUGGUCUUGUGCACAAAUCCUUUCACGCAGAACUGUAAUAUACUAUGAAUAAACUAAAUUGUGUGAAAUAGUCAGGUAUGUGUAAUGUGUAUGGUUGUUAUAUGUAUGUUGUACUAAAUUAUAUCAACUUACUGUCACUAAAAAGUUCUAGCUAUAUAUGCCCCCAGACUCCGGAGUUUAGACUCUGGAAAAUCUUGAAUACUUUGGUUUGUGACGAUUGUAGAAAGUUGAACUUGGUUGUAGAAAUGCUAAAACCUACAUUUGCUUGUUA